This is a messenger RNA of Gavia stellata (red-throated loon), 2724 nucleotides long. It is a transcript of the gene PPP2R5A, whose product is annotated as protein phosphatase 2 regulatory subunit B'alpha. The record is from RefSeq and is a predicted model, not a curated record. The transcript is spliced from 13 exons. Lineage: Eukaryota; Metazoa; Chordata; Aves; Gaviiformes; Gaviidae. Gene Ontology annotation, biological process: signal transduction; protein dephosphorylation. Gene Ontology annotation, molecular function: protein phosphatase activator activity. Gene Ontology annotation, cellular component: cytosol; protein phosphatase type 2A complex; nucleus. The coding region runs from base 196 to 1626 and encodes 476 amino acids.
CGCCCCGCUCGCCGCUAGGACGCCAGCCCUCUCCUCCCCUCUUCCCGUCGGUGUGGUGUGCGCGGGCGGGCGUCAGGGCAGAGAGGACUUGGCUUUGGUUUUUUUAAGCCCUUUUUUUGCCCGCCCGCUUCUCCCUCCGCUUUAAUAUAUGCUUCUGGAGAGCGACGUCCCCCCGCGCCGCCUCACCGCCCAGCCAUGUCGGCGGCCAUCUCUGCCGCGGAGAAAGUGGAUGGCUUCACACGGAAAUCGGUGCGCAAGGCUCAGAGGCAGAAGCGCUCGCAGGGCUCCUCGCAGUUCCGCAGCCAGAGCAGCCAGGUGGAGCUCUCGCCGCUGCCCCAGCUCAAAGAUGCCACCUUCAAUGAACAGCAAGAUCUUUUUUGUCAGAAGUUGCAACAGUGUUGCGUACUCUUUGACUUCAUGGACUCUGUUUCAGACCUGAAAAGCAAAGAAAUUAAGAGAGCAACACUGAAUGAACUGGUUGAAUAUGUUUCAACAAAUCGUGGAGUGAUUGUUGAAUCAGCUUAUGCUGACAUAGUGAAAAUGAUUAGUUCUAAUAUUUUCAGAACACUUCCACCUAGUGAUAACCCAGAUUUUGAUCCAGAAGAAGAUGAACCAACUCUUGAAGCCUCAUGGCCCCACAUACAGUUGGUGUAUGAAUUUUUCCUGAGGUUUUUGGAGAGCCCGGAUUUUCAGCCUAGCAUUGCAAAGCGAUAUAUUGACCAGAAAUUUGUACAGCAGUUAUUGGAGCUCUUUGAUAGUGAAGACCCACGAGAACGUGAUUUCCUAAAGACAGUUCUUCAUCGAAUUUAUGGAAAAUUCCUUGGUUUAAGAGCAUUCAUCAGGAAACAAAUUAACAACAUUUUCCUCAGGUUUAUAUAUGAAACAGAGCACUUCAAUGGUGUUGCUGAACUCCUUGAGAUAUUAGGAAGUAUUAUCAAUGGUUUUGCACUGCCACUGAAAGCAGAACACAAACAGUUCCUUAUGAAAGUUCUGAUUCCCAUGCAUACUGCAAAGGGAUUAGCUUUGUUUCAUGCACAGCUCGCCUAUUGUGUUGUACAGUUCCUGGAAAAAGAUACAACUUUAACAGAGCCUGUAAUCAGAGGACUGCUCAAAUUUUGGCCAAAAACCUGCAGUCAGAAAGAGGUAAUGUUUUUAGGUGAAAUUGAAGAAAUCUUAGAUGUAAUAGAACCGACGCAAUUCAAAAAAAUAGAAGAGCCUUUAUUUAAGCAAAUAUCCAAGUGUGUGUCAAGUUCACAUUUUCAGGUUGCAGAAAGAGCUUUGUACUUCUGGAAUAAUGAAUAUAUUCUUAGCCUGAUUGAGGAGAACAUUGAUAAAAUUCUACCAAUUAUGUUUGGCAGUUUAUACAAGAUCUCCAAAGAACACUGGAAUCCAACUAUUGUGGCACUGGUAUAUAACGUGCUGAAAACCCUGAUGGAAAUGAAUGGCAAGCUUUUUGAUGAACUUACAAGCUCAUAUAAAGCAGAAAGGCAAAGAGAGAAAAAGAAGGAAUUGGAACGUGAAGAGUUGUGGAGAAAGCUAGAGGAGUUAAAGCUCAAGAAGGCUAUGGCAGAAAAGCAGAACAGCACUCACAAUGUGCUAAAUGCACACAAUACAAGUGCCAAAUAAAAGAAAUGACCACCUCUACUCGGCAGACAUACUUUUUUGUACCCUUUUGAAAUAUAUAAGGAUUUGCAAAAGAAACCUCAUCAGUAUAAUAGAAACAGCCAAUUUUUUUCUCUGGCAAAUGUAAAGAUUUGAAUUUAAAUACAGCAGUUAAGUGAUGUCAUUACCACAGCAUAUUGUAAAUUUGUCUAAUUAUUGAUAUACUGUCACUUCCAGCGUUUCAUAGAACUGAAAUAUCAUCCUAAUGAGUGAAAUAAUUAUGGGAGUGGUGAGAAUUAUGACUUGAAUUUUUGAUUGUGUUGCACAUAGGUGGUAUAGUUUGCUAUGUACAUUUUUUCCUUGUUUUAUAUGUGCUUUUCACAUUGCUGCAUACUUUGGUUAAGAUUAUAGAAAAGGCUUCUAGUUGUGCUGUAUUUUCUCAAAUAAAACCAAGGUACAUUACCAUAACUCAAGAUAUUUGGUAUGUGCCCCUUACAGCACUGAAAGGAACUCGGAUACAGUGCUGUCCUUGAAUUCCUGAUCAGAUUUAGAUUUAGAUAAUGCUCACAUGAGAAUGAGGCAAAGUAAGGGGAGAAAGUCAGCUUGAACAGGUUGGGGUGGUCCAUGUGUCUGACCUACCCCUUGGUGAGUGCUGCUACCCCAUUCUUGCUGCCUCUUGAUCCUGGGCUACUUAGAUAUUUCCUCCUGCUACAGCUGAGGAUGGAGCUUCCUCCAGUGAGCCCAUCAAUGAUGUUCCUUAUCAGCCCAAGGACUCCCUGUGGAGUAGUCCAGGUCUCCUAGAGACUACCUUGGAGGUUUCUGCAUUAGUUUUAGCAUCCCAUAGACUGAAAAAUGAGACCAAAAUUGGGAUUACUUUUUUUUUCAGUAAGGAGGGAAGGAUGUCAAUAAAUAGUUCCUUGUUUUAUUUAAAGAAAAUGCAGUCUGUUUCUUAAAGGUGGAAAGUUGACAAUAGAAGUCUUGUCUGUUUACUUGAUCAAGUAUUUUUCACAUCUUUUAUCAGAGUACCAUUCCAAUCUCUUAAAUUGCAGUUGUGUGGAAAACUUUUGUAAUGAAAGAUCUUUGGGGAAUUAAGCAGCAUUCAAUAAAGUCUUUAUGUUUGUA